Molecule: messenger RNA, 155 nt
Organism: Symbiodinium necroappetens
Lineage: Eukaryota; Dinophyceae; Suessiales; Symbiodiniaceae
Source: the annotation of a GenBank genome assembly
AUGGCCGCAUUGCGAUGCUCGCCUUUGUUGGCCUCGUCGUUCCGGAGUUCGCUCGAAUCCCAGGUCCAGAUGCAUGCUACGCUGCGAAAACCGUUGUGGAUGCACACAACGCCUGCGUGGGCAACCCACCCUUUCCGUUCCUUGUCAACGCAGAG